AUGGCCUUAAUACCCAAAAACCCUAGUAGUAAUAAUACAUUUGAACCGAAGUACAAUGAUGAUGACAUCAGGCUUGUUGAAAACCAUUCAAAAGCAACAAAUAGACAAUGUGCAGAAAUAUUUAUAGAUGAAUGGGCAACAUCAGGACAAGUAAGACCAACCCUAACAACAUUAAAAGAGAUCACACUACAGGCAAAUAUCUUAAAAGCUGCCGAUCAGAUUGCUGCAUUACUAAAAGAGGGACGUGCACCUCGGCCUAGCGAUGGUCCAGGAGCUGAUAUUGAUACUGAUGUUUCAAAUAUAUUAAGGAAUGAGGAUAUAAAACAGAGAUUGCAUCCCAAAGAUUGG
Molecule: messenger RNA, 348 nt
Organism: Iphiclides podalirius (scarce swallowtail)
Lineage: Eukaryota; Metazoa; Arthropoda; Insecta; Lepidoptera; Papilionidae
Source: the annotation of a GenBank genome assembly